Messenger RNA from Spea bombifrons (plains spadefoot toad), 1458 nucleotides. RefSeq names its product YTH N6-methyladenosine RNA binding protein F2 (gene YTHDF2). Gene Ontology annotation, biological process: mRNA destabilization. Bases 106 to 1458 code for a protein of 450 amino acids. Gene Ontology annotation, molecular function: mRNA binding; N6-methyladenosine-containing RNA reader activity. The record is from RefSeq and is a predicted model, not a curated record. Gene Ontology annotation, cellular component: cytoplasm. NCBI's taxonomy places the organism in Eukaryota, Metazoa, Chordata, Amphibia, Anura, Pelobatidae. The transcript is spliced from 3 exons.
CCUGUGUCUCUUGUUUUUCAGAGACCUAAAGGCCAAGGAAACAAAGUGCAAAAUGGAUCUGUCCAUCAUAAAGAUGGUUUGAACGAUGAUGAGUUUGAGCCCUAUAUGCACACACAGGAACGACAGAACAAUGGUUACACCGCCCUGUCAGAUUCAUAUCUUCCAAGCUACUACAGUCCAUCUAUUGGUUUCUCCUACUCCCUGAGUGAGGCAGCUUGGUCAACUGGAGGUGAUCCCCCACCAACUGUGCCAUAUGUGGCCUCUUAUGGUCAGUUAAGCAAUGCAGAGCCCCAUUAUCUUCCAGAUCCAAUGUUUGGUCCUCUGGGUAGCUCUCCUUUCCUUGGACACCCUGGCUUUAAUUUCUUUCCAAGUGGCAUGGACUUUUCAGCCUGGGGCAGCGGAGGGGGCUCUCCUGGAGCAUCUGCCCCCAGCUCAGGCUAUGGUGGCAGUUACACUUAUGCACCAAGUACAUUGGGAGGGGCUGUCUUGGAUGGGCAGACCAGUUUCAAUGGUGGCAAAGCCGUGGGAAGCCUAGAACAGAGCAUGGGGGCGCUGAAACUGGGAGAAAGUGGCUUGAAAACACCAGUUGGCGGUCUGCCCCCUGCCACUAUCGUUCCUCCUAAACAGGCCUCCUGGGCUGACAUUGCCAGCAAACCAGCAAAGCAAAACCUUGCAAAGAUGCUCCCUCCACAGCCCAUCAAGCAAAAUAUGGAGAUUGGAACUUGGGAGAACAAGACACAGCCUUCUGCCAUUUGUCCACUUCCAUCACCUCCAGUCAUACAGCAGUCUACUGGUUGUAUACCCUCUGCCUCUCAUCCUCCUACACGCUGGUCAGCACCACGUAACAGAGGCACAGAGCAGACCAAUGCUCCAGCUUCCUCUCCUGAUCCGCAUCCUGUCUUGGAAAAGUUGCGUUCUGUUAACAACUACAAUCCCAAGGAUUUUGACUGUAGUCCUAAACAUGGGAGAGUAUUUAUUGUCAAGAGCUAUUCAGAGGACGAUAUCCACCGUUCCAUCAAAUAUAACAUUUGGUGCUCCACAGAACAUGGUAACAAGCGUCUGGAUGCAGCUUAUCGCUCGCUUAAUGGCAAGGGGCCAGUCUAUUUGCUCUUCAGUGUUAAUGGCAGUGGUCAUUUCUGUGGGGUAGCAGAAAUGCGCUCGGCUGUGGACUAUAACACCUGUGCUGGCGUGUGGUCACAGGACAAGUGGAAAGGCCGAUUUGAUGUGCGCUGGCUGUUUGUCAAGGACGUGCCCAACGGGCAGCUACGCCACAUCCGACUAGAAAACAACGAGAACAAGCCAGUGACCAAUUCACGAGACACACAAGAAGUCCCUCUGGAAAAGGCACGUCAGGUGCUUCGUAUUAUUGCCAGCUAUAAACACACCACCUCAAUCUUUGAUGACUUCUCGCACUAUGAGAAGAGACAAGAGGAAGAGGAAAGUGUUAAAAAGGUAUGA